Messenger RNA from Mustela lutreola (European mink), 3782 nucleotides. Its product is annotated as calaxin-like. The record is from RefSeq and is a predicted model, not a curated record. The transcript has 6 exons. Gene Ontology annotation, molecular function: calcium ion binding. The coding region runs from base 2947 to 3687 and encodes 246 amino acids. NCBI's taxonomy places the organism in Eukaryota, Metazoa, Chordata, Mammalia, Carnivora, Mustelidae.
AAAGAAGCACUACUGGGAUCAAGAAGUGGAUAAGACAUGUCCCCAAGUUUUUAGCUGUAAAAAUAAUAUAUUUCUUGCUAAGCUUCCUUAAAUUUUAUGCUUAAAACUUCAUACUCUUUUUCCUAAUAAAAGAUAUCUAUAUGUUCUUGAGUAUGCAGCAAGUUUGAGGAACAUUUUUUUUUUAAUCUGAAAGGAAGUUUCUUAGGAUUGUUGUUCACGAAAAUGCUAAAAGUUAAGUUUAUCAGGUUAUUUGGUGAUUGUUUUUGGUAUGAACAUAACAGUGUUCCUUUGUACACUGGUCCAGUACAUGAUGACUAUGUCCCACAAGAAGCAACUGUUAGUAGAUUGAGGAAGAAGAUGACUUGGCAAAAAAAUUGUAUUUGGUUCCAAACUCUGUUGACGGUCUAGGAAACACUUUUCUCAUUGUUCCUCUACUGGUAGCCUUUUUUUUUUUUUAAUUUACAUAACUAACAUACAGUAUAUUAUUAAUUUCAGAGGUGAAGUUCAGUGAUUCAUCAGUUGCAUAUAACACCCAGUGCUCAUCACAUCAUGUACACUCCUUAAUGCCCAUCACCCAGUUACUCCAUUCCCCCAGCAACCCUUAGUUUGUUUCCUAUGGUUAAGAGUUAUGGUUUGUCUCCCUCUCUGAUAUCAUCUUGUUUUAUUUUUCCCUUAAAUUCCACAUGUGAGUGAGAUCAUAUGAUACUGUCUUUCUCUGAUUUAUUUCCCUUAGCAUAAUACCCUCUAGUUCCAUUCACGUCUUUGGAAAUGGCAAGAUUUCGUUCUUUGAUGGCUGAGUACUAUCCUAUAGUGUGUGUGUGUGUGUGUGUGUGUGUGUGUGUGUGUUACACACACAUACCACAUCUUCAUCCAUUUGUCUGUCGAUGGACAUCUGGGCUUUUUACAUAGUUUGGUUAUUGUGGAUAUUGCUGCUAUAAACAUUGGGGUGCAGUUGCCCCUUUGGAUCACUCCAUUAGUAUCUUUGGGGUAAAUACCUAGCAACAUAAUUGAUGAGUUGUCGGGUAGCUCUAUUUUUAACUUUUAUAGGAGCCACCAUACUGUUUUCCAGAGUGGCUGCACCAGCUUACAUUCCCACCAACAGUGUUAGGGAGUUCCCCUUUCUUCCUCUGCUGGUAGCCUUAACAGUCUUCUUUCUAAUAAGGUACGGGAAGAUUUGACCAGGUAAUGUUAUAUGUAAAUUACUAACAUCUCUUAACUUUCUCCCUCCAGCAGACCAUGCUUUUUCUUGAAUAAUUUUCCUCCAGUUUUAUAAACACAGGACAUGUUAUUUGGAUAAUGAUGCCAAGGUAGCUGGAACAAAGUUGAUGAGUAUCUGAAUCAAAAAACUGAAUUUAUACCAGUACUUUAUCUGGUUGUUUUGGAUUUAUUUGGUUGCCCUUAGUAUAUUUAGCUGCUUUAAAUAUCAUAAGAGUAUGGGGACCUGGAUGGCUUAGUCGUUAAGUGUCUAUCUUCGGCUCAGGUCAUGAUCCUAAGGUCCUGGGAUUGAGCCCCGCAUCAGGUUCCCUGCUCAGCCGGAGGCCUACUCCUCCCCCUUCUUCUCCCCCUGGUUGUGUUAUCUCUCACUCUGUCUGUCUCUCUCAAAUAAAUUAAAUUUAAAAAACAAAUAAAUACCAUAAGAAUAUCCUGAACUUUUUUUAUCCUGAGUAUAGGUCCAUAGUCCUUCAGUCCUGAUGUUGUUAAAUCCUGUUGCCUAACACUCUCAUGAAGAACAGUAGACUAACCUCCAAGAAGUUGAGCACACUCUUUAGACAUAAGUGACAGAUUUCACACUUUUAAAACAUUGCCAGUUUUCAACCUAAAAUCAGUGAACCCUCGUCUGGUUAUUUCCUAAAGAAAAGUUCUGGGAAAGCUUUUUUUUUUUUUUUUUUUUUAAGAUUUUAUUUACUUAUUUGAUAGAGAGAUCACAAGCAGGCAGAGAGGAAGGCAGGUUGGGGGGGAAGCAGGCUCUCCGCUGAGCAGAGAGCCCAAAGUGGGGCUGGAUCCCAGGACCCUGAAAUCAUGACAGGAGCCAAAGGCAGAGGCUUGGGAAAGCUUUUUUGUUCCAGAUGUGUUUGUCUUUAUUUUAAAAUUCCUUGUUAAAUUUUAUUUAAAAUGUAUAAGAAUGUAGUGUACUAAAUUCUAAAAAUCAUUUUAGUACAUUUUCUUCCUUGCCAUAGUGAAAGCCAGCAAACAUAGACCAGGAGUUGUUUGUUCUCUGUUAGGAUUUGACAGUAGGCAGGAGUUAGCACAGUUGUCAUUUUGGCCGGCGUUGGCAUGCACAGCAUGCUUUUUUACAGUCAGAUACAAGUUAGAGGGGUCAAGUGGGAUUUUACAUUUCUCUAGGAGCUCCCAGAUUACAGUCUCUCUCUGGAGAUCAUGAGAGGGUGCUUAGAGUUUUUGUUCUCUAAUUUUUUUUUAAUUUAUUUAUUCAUUUUAGAGCACAUACAAGCAGGGGGAGGGAUAUCAGAAGAAUCUCAAGCAAACUCCCUGAUGAAAGAGGAUCACAUUUUAGGGCUCCCUCCUAUAUCCCCAAGAUCAUGACCUGAGCUGAAACCAAGAGCCAGAUGCCCAACUGACUGAGCCACCCAGGCACCCCUUAGAGUUUUUAAAGGAGCUUAUACUCUUUGGAGGAGCAAUUAUUUGUAGCCUAGGAAAAUAUUUUAUUUCAGUGUAAAAAUAAAGUUUUUAUCAUCUUAUUUCUCAGUUAUGUGUUGAGAUAUGAAGGAAACGUUUUCAACUGUACAGUUUGUGCUGAGGAAAAAUAAAUGACAGUAAUAUCAAGUACUGAUCUAAGUGGUAUUUAGCCCUAAAAAAAAUAAAUGUUUGAAUUGCUAUAUAUUUCAGAUCACAAUAACAUUAAUAACAUCCCUGCAUUUGUAUUGAGUGGUAACAACCAUUGCUGCAUAUUUUCCAAUCACUGGAGAACCUUCUGUGUUUGGUUCUGGAAUGUUGCCGUGGUCACAUUCUGUUGGGCAGAGAGUAGUGAACUGUGGAACCAGUGGCAAUCCAGGACACAUAGGCCUGGAACUAGGGUAUCUGAGAAUUGUGCAGUGUGUUGAAGCCACACUUGGCAUGGACCAGAAGACUCUGAAGAAGCUGGUAGAGUCCAUCAGUAAUACUGUCAAGAACUUCAAAAAAAGUGAAGUAGAGUGUCUCCUACGACUUUUUCACAGCUUGGUGGAAAGAGCUAAUGUAAGACUUAAUAACUUCGGACUAGACCGUAACGCGUUUCGAGUGAUCCUGCACAACAUAUUUGGGAUGACUGAUGAUAUGCUAAUGAACAGGGUAUUUUUUGCAUUUGACAAAGACAAUGAUAACUGCAUAAAUGCGAAAGAGUGGGUUAAAGGAUUAUCAGUGUUUCUUCGAGGGACUUUUGAAGAAAAGCUUAAGUUCUGUUUUGAAGUUUACUAUUUGAAUGGUGAUGGUUACAUUUCUCGAGAAGAGAUAUUUGACAUGUUGAAGAACAGUCUACACCAACAGUCAUCUGAAGAAGAGACGGAUGAAGGAAUAAAAGAGUUGGUAGAUAUAACACUGAAGAAAAUGGAUUAUGACAACGAUGGCAAGAUAUCUUUUGCAGACUUUGAAAAAGCAGUAAAAGAAGAAAGACUUUUGUUGGAAGUGUUUGGACCGUGUUUACCAGAAGCAAAGCUGUGUCGUCCUAGGCAUAAAUCUGUCAACUGCCUCUGAAGAAGUAGUAGCCUUCUGUGCACCAGGGCAGGCCAAUGAAUUUUUAAAAGGUUUCAUUUGUAUCUUCUGUGAAGAGUCAUUGUGCAUACAAUGCU